Ostreobium quekettii is the source of this 708-nucleotide messenger RNA. Lineage: Eukaryota; Viridiplantae; Chlorophyta; Ulvophyceae; Bryopsidales; Ostreobiaceae. The record is from the annotation of a GenBank genome assembly.
AUGAAGACCUUCUCCAUGGUUGAACUGCAGGUGUACUUCAGGCUGGAUCCUUCGGAGGAGCACCAGGUGGCCCCAGGCAUAACCGUCAGUCGCUGUGGGGGGCCCCUGCUGCCGUUCUGCCAGCUCAUCAUAAAUGCCAUGAACGAGACCGGGAGGAUCUUGGAGGAGAGGCACCACAGAACCUUAGGGGACUACAUUGUGUCCACGGUGGCCAGCCUGAGAUCAUCAGGCAAACCGGGCGUGGCCUCCGGGCUUGUCGCAGACUUGGCAUCCACCCUUCCAACUUUCAGCGACCAGGCAAUGUACGAGCAAAGCCAUGAGGUGUCCUUUGCAAGGAAGGCCCAGAGGUUGGUGAGCGACCUCCACGAGACCCUCCAAGAACAAGACGAGCGCUUCCAGUUCGAGGAUGUGGACCAAAUAUCACUGGACUCGGGGAACGCGGCAACUGCUGCUCUGUGCCGCAGCGGAGUCAUCCAGCUUCCAGACGACUUGUCGUCUGUCGUUGGGUCUCUACAGGAUGGAGAGCCAGGCGACGGGGAGCUGGCGCUGAGGGCCGCGGUCGUCACCGCCGGCCACGACGCCGCCCGGGCGUCCGGAGGCGCCUUCUCUGCUCGCGAGCUCGGCUACUACCUCCUCUCCAAGGCCGGCGACGGCGACGGGCCCGAGGGCCCCCAGGCGUACCUGACCCACGGCAGCGCCGCGUACUGA